AUGUACACGCACCCCGCCAGCGGCGGCGGCUCCUCCUCGGAGCUAAAUGGCAGCCAGCCAACGCCCCCGCCUGGCCGCUGGUCGUCUCGCUCCUCCCGGAUCUCCGCGUUGGCCCUCACCCAGCACCUGUCAGACGAGCGGCAGUUCAUUAUGUCCGAGAUGGCGCAUCUAGUGGGCUGGUCGGGGCCUCUCGAGGAGACGCAGGCGCGGAAACUCCGCUCGCUGGACGACAUGGUGACAGCGUACUACAGCCGCCGUGCCGCCUCCGCCAACGCGUCCCCGGGCCGGCAACGCGACAGCUCUCCGACCCCGCUUCCACAUGACGCGCCUUCUCCUGGACCGGAAGGCAACCCGGCGUCCACGGAUGAGAAGGGCGGUCUGCAGCGUGUUCCAUCGGCAGCGCGGGCCGUGAAUGAACUCGACGACCACACCGUCUUCCAGAUGAUUGUCGAAAUCAUGGACGAGCGGGAUGUGGUGCGCAACAGGAGCAGCAGCUCGUCCCACCAUGGCGAUGCCGACUCGAUGGGAGGGCCUCCCGGCAUGGUCACCGACGAGUCGUGGGAUGCAUCACCGUCUGAAGAGGAGACAGGAGUGCCGUACUGCAUGCCGCCGAGACCGCCUAUGCCGCCGCCCGCGCCCGCACCGCCGGUUUCGGUCGAAGCUCUGCAGCCUGGCGGCGAGGGCGUGAUACGCAGCAGGCCGCUGGCCGUAGAGAAGAUGGGCGGCCCGGUGCCGGUGCCGGUCCCGAAGCAGCGGGAGCGCCUCUUGCACCAGCACCAGCGCAUAAUGCAGCAGCGCCGGAUGGCAGAGGCUGCGGCAAGGGCGCUGGUCCCCGCCAGCGAGAACGAGAUGUUCACAGAGCCACCUAUGCUCACCCCUCCGCCAAAUGGGACCGGGCGCCAGCGGUACAAGUGCAAACGGUGCGGCGCGCCGAAAAAGGGGCACAAGUGCACCGCGGUCGAGUUCGACUUCCAAACGGGACAGCCAUUGCUUCCGAAGAAGGACUGGAGCAGGGAGGAGGAUGAGCUGAUUGUGCGCGAGGUGGUGUCGAAUGGUGGCCGUUGGCGCAACAUCGCCAAGCAGCUGUCGGGCCGAACCGACGACGCCGUGCGCAAUCGAUGGAAUCGCCUCAACUCGCUCAUGGGCGGCGAAACACCCAAGGCCAAGCCAGCGAGGUCGUCGUCGAGCAAGGCGAAGGCCGUCGUGAGAAGCGUCAAGCGUGUGAAGCAUGAGAGCAAGUCUGGUUUACUUAGAACUUAG
Messenger RNA from Emiliania huxleyi CCMP1516, 1260 nucleotides. RefSeq lists its product as hypothetical. The record is from RefSeq and is a predicted model, not a curated record. Gene Ontology annotation, biological process: mitotic cell cycle; positive regulation of transcription by RNA polymerase II. Gene Ontology annotation, cellular component: nucleus. Gene Ontology annotation, molecular function: DNA-binding transcription factor activity, RNA polymerase II-specific; RNA polymerase II cis-regulatory region sequence-specific DNA binding. Lineage: Eukaryota; Haptophyta; Isochrysidales; Noelaerhabdaceae. The transcript is spliced from 6 exons. Bases 1 to 1260 code for a protein of 419 amino acids.